AUGUCUUCGCCAGCCUCAUUAGUCAUUGCCAUUAUUAGUCAUUACUUCAUUAGACAAUAGAGACUAGACAGUUGUAGUCUGGGACAGCCUCAAAUUUCAGUGCACCUCAGGAGUGCAGGACACAAGUUAUAUUAUGAAGAAUUUGGUGUCGUGGUUUUAGUCUACAAAGUUGUAAUUUUAGUAUUCUUGAACCUCGUUUCUGGGAUCAGUGGAAUCUGUCGUCAUAUUGUAUUUAGGGUAAUAUUAACUGUUUUUCACGCUGCCAGCUGUUUUUCGACACAAAGAUGACGGAGGAGUACAUCAAAACUGUUGCUGUUCACAUGGACAAUUUGAACGCACAUCCUCAAUGCUCUCACGGACCAACACUAUUGUUUUCUCGAGGAUCUGACAAUAAAAAGUUUUACUCUUGCUCGGCACAUAGAGAUCGAAAAAAAUGUUCUUUUUUUGUGUGGGAAAAUCAAAUUGAAUCAAUUGGACAGCAAUUUAUGGAUCAGUAUGAAAGAGAUCUCAUUGUUACAAAAAUGAUGAGAUACAAACUACAAUCCAAGUUCAAUCAYGUGAAGAAUUUAAGCCCAGAAGAAAGAUGUUUCUGUCAGAAAUGUGGAGAAUUGUUUUCUAAAACUGAACAGGAUUCGCAUUCAGACCAUGGUGAAAUGCUAGUAGAAAAUAUAAAUGACUUAAAAUUAUCUCACCCUUCACAGUUGUUUAGACCACUUCAAGAAUCUAAAAGCGAAUCUCAGUAUUUUUUUACUGAAAACACAAUUGAAAUGUUGAUAAAAAUGUUUCGCUCUGUAGGUACAACUAAUGUUAUUUGUAUCGGUGCUCCUACUAUACAUGAAAGGAUAUCAUGCGAUGUGCCCGAUAUGAACAGUGUUUUACUUGAUAUUGAUCAUAGAUAUCUGCAAUUUUAUGAAAGUCAYCAUUUCAGAUGGUUUAACAUGUAUAAUUGCCAUAUACUUGAAGAAUGUGACACAGAGUUUGUGUUAGAAGAUAUUCUGACUCAGGGAGAUUCUACAGCYGUAUUCAUAGAUCCUCCGUUUGGUGGCAGACUUGAACCACUAGCAUAUACACUAAAACAAUUUGAUCAAAUUAGGAAAAAAAACAACAAAAGCAUAUUGUCAAAGUUUCUGGUAUUACCUUAUUUUAUGGAACGUUUUGUGGUCAACUGCUUACCUGGUAUGUCAAUGCUAGAUUAUAAAAUUGACUACAUAAAUCAUAAGAAAUUUAAUAGUUCUGGAAGGAAUAAAGGGUCUCCAAUUCGGAUAUUCACAAAUGUAGAUCAAUGCAAGAUAUCUUUACCGGUUGAGGAAAAUUAUAGAUUUUGUGAUGAAUGUAAUCGAUGGGUUUGCUCAGAAAAUGUACAUUGCUACAAGUGUAAUAGUUGUACGUCUAAGAAUGGUCGUGCAUACAUACACUGUAAUUUGUGUAAGAAAUGUGUGAAAAGAACAUGGAAACAUUGCAAAGAAUKUAACAAAUGCUGUUUAAUARAACACAGUUGUAUGAGAUUCCCAACUAAGAGAAAAAUGAAGGACAGACCGCGAAAAAAACAUAUAUUGUCAAAAGCAUAAAUAUAUAAAUAAUAUUCAAUAUUAAUAUAUUU
This is a messenger RNA of Diuraphis noxia (Russian wheat aphid), 1600 nucleotides long. RefSeq names its product rRNA N(6)-adenosine-methyltransferase ZCCHC4. The record is from RefSeq and is a predicted model, not a curated record. Gene Ontology annotation, cellular component: nucleolus; cytoplasm. NCBI's taxonomy places the organism in Eukaryota, Metazoa, Arthropoda, Insecta, Hemiptera, Aphididae. Gene Ontology annotation, biological process: rRNA methylation. Gene Ontology annotation, molecular function: rRNA (adenine-N6-)-methyltransferase activity.